Messenger RNA from Aspergillus pseudotamarii, 1146 nucleotides. Its product is annotated as major facilitator superfamily domain-containing protein. Bases 1 to 1146 code for a protein of 381 amino acids. Gene Ontology annotation, cellular component: fungal-type vacuole membrane. The record is from RefSeq and is a predicted model, not a curated record. NCBI's taxonomy places the organism in Eukaryota, Fungi, Ascomycota, Eurotiomycetes, Eurotiales, Aspergillaceae. Gene Ontology annotation, biological process: transmembrane transport. The transcript is spliced from 5 exons. Gene Ontology annotation, molecular function: transmembrane transporter activity.
AUGUCCGCACCGAGCGCCGCUGAGGCGAGACAGCAUAAACAAGCUAUAAAGUACUUCGAGAUCUUCGAGCUCGGGAUAAAAUCAGAUUUUCCUGAUGGAGGCCUACGAGCCUGGUCAGUCGCCGCAGGAGCUGCUGGACUGAUGUUCUACGCCUUUGGAUAUGUCAAUAGCUUUGGCGUGUUUUUUCUAUUCUCAGGUACAUUCAUUGGUGGACCAUUAUUUGAUCGGUAUGGAUCUGUACUUUGGCCAAGUGCCUUUCUCUCUAUAUUUUCUGUCAUGAUGAACAGCCUCUGCAAAGAAUAUUACCAAUUUCUGUUGACCCUGGGCAUUGUGGGGGGAAUCACAUCCGGCAUGAUCAUGGCACCUGGUCUGGCUGCUGUAAGCCACUACUUCUUCCACGAUCGUGGCGCUGCCCUGGAAAUUGUAGUCUCAAGCUCAUCUCUGGGCGGGGUCAUUUUCCCGAUUGCGUUGAUGAAAAUGUUAAAUACCCCAAGCCUAGGAUUUGGCUGGAGCGUUCGCAUCUGCGCAUUCCUAAUGCUUGGUAUUCUACUUCCCUCAUGUGCAGCUGUGCGGUCCCGUCUCCCACCACGCAAAAAAGCUAUCGUUCUCUGGUCAGCCUUCCGAAAUCCCCUACUUGCCAGUACAGUGCUCUGCAACUUCUUCCUGGUAAUAGGACUCUUUAUCCGAAUGUAUUAUCUCCCCACCUACGCCGAGCGUGCACAUGGCAUGUCGCAGCAGCUUUGCCUCUAUCUUCAUCUUGGGUAUGGCCGGCUCAACGUUCUUGGUAUCUCUGGCCUGGCAACUGGUAUUAUGUGCUUUUGUUGGACACGCGCUCACUCGGUUGAGGCGAGUAUCGUAUUUUCCGUGACCUAUGGCUUUCCCUCAGGUGCGGUCGUCUCCAUGCUGUCGGCUUGUUUCUUCCAGAUUCCGAACGAUCCGCGUGACAUUGGAACGUAUAUUGGGAUGGGCAUGUUCUGUGCAGCUCUUGGGGCUUUAAUCGGGACACCGAUCAGCGGCGUCCGUGUGUCCCAGUCUGGUGGUUCCGAGACCGCGUGGAUAUUUAGUGGGGUCGUGACUAUAGUCGGUAGCUUCAUGGUCCUGGUUGUGAAGCUUUUGUCAGGCAAAGGGGUUUGGUGUAAAUCUUAA